CAGAGGGAGAGACAGGGGAGGGAGGUGAAUAUGUGACAGGAUGUGGUUUCCCUGAGCUUGCAGAACACUGGUAUACAGGCAUACUUUGAGCAUGACCUAAACACACCGAGCGUACAAGUGUGUUUGAGCUCCGUGAGGUGGUGAGGGGGGAAGACGAAGCAGAACCGCUGGAGCUGCUGCUGCUGCUGCUGCUGAGCCGACAGACGCUCUGGUUUCUCUGCUGCCCGCCCGCCUGCCUGUCGGAGGAUUGUGUUUCCUUUAAGCCAGCCAGCUCCACGGCAGCCUCGGCCAGCUUGUCGGACAGGAUCUGAACCCGUCCUCCAUCCUCUCGCUGUGAUUUCCUCCCUCAGAGUAGAAUGCGAUUCUCUGCUGGAAGCUCCGGUCCGGUUGCUGUGUCCGAGCAGUGAACUUUUCCACCAGAUUGUCGAACAGGUCUGUGCACAGAGUGACCGGCUAACUGUGGAGUCAUGGGCUGCGGGCUGCGCAAGAUGAAACCGACGUCGGAGGAUAACAGUCCGGGGAAGAUUUACUCCACCCUGAAGAGACCACAGGUGGAGACCAAGGUGGGCGUGGCCUACACGUACCGCUACCUGGACUUCCUGAUCGGCAAAGACGGUGGGACGUCCACGCUGCGUCUGUCGUCGGUGCGAGAGCUGCCGGGUCAGCUGCACGAGCUGUACCAGCAGGGCUUCGUUCUGGCAUCCGUUCACCCGUUCAUCCACCCCUGUGGUCCAGAGUCCAACAGCCCGCAGCACCAGCUCUACCGGGCUAUCCUGGUCCGACUCAACGACGGGGUGGAAAGGAGCCAGUCGGUCUGUCCACCGUACAAACUACAGCUGGAGGAGUGUCUGUCUGCCGAGCAGGUGCCCACCCCAGAGCUCAUCCAGGGCUACGUCAAGAAGCAGAUACAGGACGCUGCUGACCAGGGGGUGAUGUUUGUGGGAUUUGUCCAGGAACCAUACGGUGCCCCGUGCACCCGGAUCAGAGAACUAGACACCCCCUCCCUGUCCCUGCACUCCAGCCCCAGCUCUGUGCUCGGAUCCCUGGGCAGCUGCAGCCCCUCGAACCCGUCCAGCCCCAGAAACCAGGCAGAACCUGGAGCUCAAGCUGACACACCGGACAAAGAGGGGAACGAGGAAGCCUCGUGCGAGGCCGGGGAAGGAGCGCCGAGCGGGGAGAAGAGUCAAAGUGAGAAAACGGGGAACCACUCGGGCUGCGGGGCGGAGAGCAGCCAGGACGAGGUCUCACCGGCAGCCUCUCCGGUGUCAGAGGGGGAUCUGGAGCACAGCGAGGAGCUGACGGAGGAGGACUCGCCGUAUCACAAUAACAACAAAGACAGCGGCACGGAGACAAAGGAGAGGCCGAGAUACCGACUGCGGAGAGGUGAUGGGGUGGACCUGCUGGCUUUGUACAACCACCCGCCGGUCCGAGAGGGCCAGGUGAAGUACUACACCGUCAAGGUCCCUCUGCGGGUUCAGAACUGUGACGAGGGGGUCAAAGGGGUGGAGGCCAACUGGCUGGACCACAUGACCCAGCACUUCAACAACGGAGCAUCGCUGGUUGACGGAUACUUCCACCUGGGCAACGUGAACGAUUUGCUGCCUAAGUCGGUGGAAAGUGUCUUCAUCUUCCAGGAGGCGAGCGAGGGCGAGCCGAACGCAGCCACCCCGACGUACGACGCCAUCGUAGUGGAGCAGUGGACUAUCAUUGACGGUUUGCAGGUGAAGGCUGAUUACGUCCCUCUGCUCCAGUCCCUGGCCACGUAUGGAUGGAGACUCACAUGCGUGCUGCCGACUCCUGUAAUCAAGACGAACAGCGACGGAAGCCUGUCCACCAAACAGAUUGUUUUCCUGCAGCGACCCGUCUUAGGCCGAAAGAGGAGGGAGUCUAAGAAAUUAAUCUUCAAGCCCCGAAGCAAGUCCAGCAAGAACUGCAUCAAAGACACGGCGAAGAACAAGAAGAAGAAAAAAACAAAGACGGAGAAGGACGGAGAAGAUCCCAAGAUUCUUGACGAGAGAGAAAAGGUUGAGAAGGAAGAAGACAAGAGCGGCGAUGAAAGAGUGAACGCAGCCAGAGAAAGUGAGAUGCUGAAAGAACGGGAGGCGAGGUGUGAGGAGGACGAAAAGAUUGAUGACGGGAUCGAAAUCGGCAUCGAGACUGUCAUGAAGAAAGAUGAAGCAGCAGAGACGAAAGAAAACGGCACCGAAGAAGGGCAAGAAAAGAUGGCACUGGAUGGAGAGGGAUCAAAGGAGAACGGAGAGCCUUUGGAAAACGGAGAGGUCAAGGAAGUGACGGAAACCGUGGCGACUGUCGAAGCUCAGAGCGAGACCAAAGAAAAGGAGAGCGAGGGAGCAGCAGAGGCUGAUGCAGUGAUAGAGAACGGGGUAGAGACAGACGAAGAGAAAGAUGAAGGCGACGAGAUCGAGACGGAUGAACCGGCCGAGGUCACCGCCAAGGAGAUUGUGGCAGAUCCACAGGCCACAAAUCAAAGCCCAGAGGAGACUCAAGAGUAGCCCCAAGGAGUUCAAGUCGAGGUCCCCGCCCCCCCACCCUACCUCUCAAGCCCCCCAUCCUAAGAACUGGUUCACAGUGUUGUCCCUGAUCCAAAUUACCGGGGCUUCGAUCCCCAUCGCUGCAGCAUUCUCCAAACCUACCACCUUUCAUAGAUGACUCCCCUGCAACCAGUGUAGCUAUGAAAGAGUUUCAUGUGACUGCAGGCGUCAGUCCGACUGUAUAACCACACAUGCUGAAUGUAUACGUCCAACACAGGAGACGCUGGGGCAGGAUGGUCCAUGUGUCUCCAGGAUGGUGGCAUUAUCAGACAGGCUGCAGAGCAAAGUGAGUGUUUAAAGGCCUGGUCACCCCAGUGGUUAAAGGGCAAAAUACUGCGCUGCAACUGGUGAAAACACACAGACUGGUGCGAGUCGUUUAGGCUGUCGUGGUGUUUCCAGAUAGUUGUCAGAUAAAGUUAAAGCAAACUUUGGGGAAAAAAGGCAAAUAAAAUGCAAAUUCGGCUUGUUUCCAUGAACUGCUUAGUAGCAAAUAAACUCGGUUGUGUAGCGUCAUGAGAAGGUGGAGGUCUAGAUUACACAAGCAGCUGUGAUAAGCGCAGCAGAAGAGGUUGUGAAUCAGAUGCUAAUUAGCCACUAGCUAAUUCUUUUAAUUGUGUGUUGUCCCUGCAAAAAGAAACCAACCACUAAUUUACCAACCGCUAAAAAAAAAACCCAAAGAAGAAGAAAGAAAGAAAACUUUGGCCAUCAAUGAGCCAAAAACGGUGAAUGGUAAGCCUUUGGUUUGUUUCAGGCUGUCCAGAGUCUCUGGAGGUGGAAACAGCUGAUCAGUCAUCAAAGUUAAACAUCUGCUGAGUUAGAAUUUACUUGGAAAAUGUGUUUUCAUCUCACAUGAAGCACAUUAACUCUUUUUUAGAAAAAAGUCAAAAACCAUCUGAGAGAGAAAACUGUUCUUUCUAAUUAUGCUGCUCCCAUUAACGAAUGUGAUGCUUCACAAUGUACGAAGAAUAUUCGAUGGAAACCAGCGAGUGGGUCCAAAAUGGAGGGAAGUGUCGUCGCCUGUUAGCUGUGUUGGAACAACAUUCAACCUCCUCUGAGUGUAAAGUGCUCCAGAAAAGAGGAACCAGACUUUCAUGAUCCAGAUUCGUCUUUUGAAUAAACUGCGUGAUGUUAACAUCGGAGCUCUAAAGGGCUUCAUUUACAGUUUUAAUAUCUCUGACGGUUUAUAAAACUGAGAACAAAAUGACCGGCAGUGAUAAUGACCACUGCAUUACGAUGGACUGUCUAUAAAAGAUGGAUGUCGCCACCGUGGCGCCACUAACUGGUUUGUGGAUUAACAUUUUUAAGCCUCAGAAUUUGUCCAUCAGCAUGUUGGUCAUUUGAAUCCGUUUAUAACUAGUGAGAGCUGGAUCUGACUGAGAUACGACACCUGCCGAUACAGUAGCAGCUUGUUAUUUACUCUGCUGUGUCGUGUAUUUUCCUCUAAAUGGGACCGUCAUUGACAAAAUUAACACCACGCUGUACUGAAGGAGACUUAAAACUAGCUAUUAAUACCAUAAAUUAAUUAGGAAAAUGUUUAUUGAGAUGAAUAAUCCAAUGAGAAGUAGGGUCAUUUUCACAUAGACAGCUAGACAGAGGAGUCGCCCCCUGCUGGCUGUUAGAAAGAAUGCAGGUUUGUGUCACUUCCAAACUGGCUUCAGGCCAAGAUGCUACACCAUCCUUAAUAUACAGUUUGUGUGUCACCAGUUAGCUUUCUGGAUAUAUCACCAGUUUUUUAGAUCAACUACCUUCAUUGUGGCCCUUCCUGGUGUGACCAGGCCUUUACGUCAUGCAGAGUUUGAUGUCAACUUUCAACUUGCCUGAGUAGGGUUAGAUAGUCUAAAAGAAUUAUGCUGUUUUAUACACACACACACACACAACAAUUACGUCCAAUACCAUGGUUAGCUGUUCUCGUCUUGUCCAGGAUCUCUACCCAGAUAAAGGACCUGUUACCAGAGGUACAUUCACCUGACAGGUGAGCAGUUUGAGCAGCUUUUUCCAGCUCAUGAAGCUGUGAACAGACAAAUCAGCUCCAAAACCCAAAAUCUUGACGAGACACAGGCCUGUGUCGCCCGACCGACUGACAGCACGAAGGCAGGUAGGCUCAGACUGCAGCGCCGGCCCGGUUCCUCCUGUAAGCUGGGAUGAGGAGGGACAUGGGAGGAGAAAGCCGGUAGAGGUGACGGGAAAGGCGUUUGUUGCGACAGGCAAUCCAAAGUAGGCUGAAGAGAUAAUUGUUUACACCGAGCUCUAAGCCAUCAAGUGCUUCAAAGAGAGCCGAUAAUCACUCCUUGGUGUGGUGUGCUCAGCUCACCUGCAUACAGAAUGUUCCACACUCAAAGCCAAGUCAGACACGGAUGUGAAAUUCAGCUGAAUGUUUGCACCUCCGGGGCAGAGCUCGGAUUUAGACGUUAGUUUGCAGACACAGGAGUUAUUUCUGCGCAAAAAAAAUAAAAAAAGAUGCAUUUUUAAUUACAUUCCAGUCAAUGGCUGAAGACAAAAGUCAGUGGAAACAAGGUUAAGCUGCCUUGUGUUUUUUAUUGAGACCAGAACUGAGCGUUGAGACGGAGAAACUGAAACAAAGGACGAGGUUGUAGUGAAAGAGAAAGACCACAGAGCCUCAGAGUCAAAUAAAAGAAAUGAAUAGGCUCAUUUAAAGCAACAGCCGCUUGUGUCCCACAUCCCCUGUUGAGAUUUCUUUCAUUAUUUUACCUCCAUCUCUUUAAGCACCUCUCACCAGACAUCAUUUCUGACAAUAACCAAGUCAUAAUGUGCUGUUUCAUGGCAUCGCGUAGCUUUCCGUUUUCAAAGGUGGAGCAGGAGGGCGGCGGCCACGUUCACGGCGUGGAGCUCUCAUUAGCUCACUAAUGGGUUUUGUCAGCGGGAUGUCUGUCAGUAAUCAUGCAUUUAUAAUGGGGUCACUUAUUGGGGGAGGUAUUGACAGCAAAACACCUCAACAUGUCGAGCAAAUAGCCUUCAUAUUUAACAGUGAUGUCACGGGGAGUCACUUGCACUGAGGAGGAAGAGUUAAAAAUGUUCAGUUUUACAAAGAAACCCCAAACGCCUCAUCCCACAACGAGUCUAUUUAUUAAAGUGUUAGUAUUUGGUUCAUGGAGAACGUAAACUACCUGCUGUCCUGCUUCACACGCGCUAUAAUUUGUCACAAUUUGGAUCUUUAGUUUUAUGAGAAUAAAUGAUAGCUCGGUGAAGAAAAAUGGCUCCUUUCUGGAGAAGAAACUCUUCAAUUACACACAAGUAAGAUCGAUUAUGCUGAACAAGUGCUCUCCUUUUUGGGGGAUUAAUCCGCCCGCCGCUGAGAUUUUUUUCAAUGUAAAAUGGCAUAUGUUUCUGUGUAGAGUAGAAUAUAAAACUGUGACCAGUCUAGCCUUAUUACUAUACUGUAAAUGGCCCACAACCUGCUAUUAGAACUGUCUUUUAGAGGCACAAUGGUGAUUUAAGUGUUAUAUGUUUGUUAUAGUCAAACAGGAAAGUUUUUUGCUACCGUCGGUGUUUUGAAGACGUCGUUCCCUGUUUUAUUACUGGAAUUCAGAGCGAGUUUGUCUAUAUGAAGGUAUUGAGUUUUAUUUCUAACAUGUUUUGUUGUUUUUUUUUAUGGUGAAUGUUCUGUUUCCUGAGUCGACAGAUUUUUUUCACUGUGGGCUUCGUGUUGCCUCUGCUGUUCCGCUAAAGCUUGCAGAAAUGUAUUGCUGACUGACGCUUCGAGCUACCUCCCGAGGGCUGUUGUUGGUUUUAACCGAGGGGUCGCCGCCUGUGUGACCUCCUGAAGCAUAUGCUCCUUGUCCUCUCGCCCUCCACGAUGACGGAGACCAGAACUGUGAGCGUGAGGUCAUCGCUAAUGGCAGAAAAGGCCGAGGGUCACAUCUGAGCCAGAAUGGAUUUUCCACAGCUGCACACAGGAGUUUGCACGAGCAUAUGACAAACAACCACUCCGAUAUCGAAUGAAGACAUGAAGUCAUGUCAUGAUGUUCUCUGUGCUGUUUUCUCUCCUUUUUUUUUAACUUCAUUCUCCUGGCUGCUUUUUGUUCUCUGCUUUCUGAGCUUUAAUAAGCAUUUACUGCAUUCAAGGAAUAUUUUGCGCCACCUCUUGCAUCAGAGGAGCCGGUAAGAGUCGGCUGUCACUUUCACAGCUUUGUCAGGAUGUGACAGAUAUGAAUUAUGAAACGCAACCGACAGCAGAUCCUCAUGAAUACUUGAGAAAUUUCCCUGUUGAAUCCUGGUCAGCUUAUUUCAUCAGAUUUAAUUAAUUUCUUUGCUCCCCCAUCCAGCUUCGAGAUAAACAUUUUAGCUGUCAUUUAUCUGUUUUAUGAAUUUAUUUCAGCGCUUCUGAUUUCCUCCUUCUCGUGUGUGUUAUUCUUUUGUUAAUCUAAAGAACUGUGACAUGUAUUCCCCUUUGGCAUCCUGUGAGAACAAACACAUCAUAUUCCUCUUUAUCUGUGGGAGCAGGAAAUAGAAAAAGAGGCGAUCUCAAGCGACGUGACUGCUUUCCGACUCCCACUACAUUCCGGCUGGACAAACAGGAAUGACCGUAACCUUGACAAACUCGCGUCCGUCCAUCCCUACCUGAGGCCGCGGCCUUCGGGGCUCCGCGUCCCCCUGAUAAGGGCUGAUUGGUGGCUUCGCAGUCUGACCUCUGACACCGGAGCACUCCGGGGACCGUGGGGUAGCCGUGAUCUGGUAUUAAAGACACGGACGGGGAGAGAGAAGUGAGGCAGGAUCUGACACUUCAUCAGUUAAAUGAUGCCGAACCGUGUUAACGUAACCGUCCGUGAACAGAAGGCGACCUCUGACUAAUGUCACACUUAAAUACACAUUUGCAGCCCUCUAUCCGUUCAUGUAAAGAUAAAAAAGGAAAAAAAAAUAAAAGGUAAUAUCCAGUUUUCUGUCUUAUAUCAGCAUAAUCGUCUCUGAGCCUCAAUCGUGGCGCUGGUGCAAUCGUUCUUGGUAAUGCUGUACAAAACGUGAUGGUUCAUUUCCUGUGUGCUACUAUGAUGUGAAACGGGCAGAGUAGAAACGACAGAACAUGAUACAAUAGGAUGCCGUCAUUUUUUACUUUGGUUUUUUUUCCCCGUGUUGUCACUUUAGCUUGCUCACAGCCUCUGGAAAAUGUAUUCUUAGAUUUUUGUCUCUGAUGUGAGUUUUUUUUUGUUAUCACCUCGGCUGCCAUCUUGAAUGUUGAGUAUCUUUGAUCAUGUGCUGUUGUCACUCGCAUCGCUACGGAGGAAGAAAAAGUAUUCUUUAUCUUUGCUAUCCUGAGUAUGUCCACAUUCCUAUUGUUCAUGACAUCUGUACAAUUUGUAUAUUAUAAAAAUGAUUUAUAUUUAAUGUGUA
This is a messenger RNA of Stegastes partitus (bicolor damselfish), 7898 nucleotides long. RefSeq names its product raftlin, lipid raft linker 1b (gene rftn1b). The coding region runs from base 468 to 2513 and encodes 681 amino acids. Lineage: Eukaryota; Metazoa; Chordata; Actinopteri; Pomacentridae. The record is from RefSeq and is a predicted model, not a curated record. The transcript has 10 exons.